This is a messenger RNA of Nerophis lumbriciformis (worm pipefish), 13329 nucleotides long. It is a transcript of the gene srcap, whose product is annotated as Snf2-related CREBBP activator protein. Gene Ontology annotation, molecular function: histone binding; ATP hydrolysis activity; ATP binding. The record is from RefSeq and is a predicted model, not a curated record. NCBI's taxonomy places the organism in Eukaryota, Metazoa, Chordata, Actinopteri, Syngnathiformes, Syngnathidae. Gene Ontology annotation, cellular component: Swr1 complex. Gene Ontology annotation, biological process: chromatin remodeling.
CGCUGCGCUAAGUCUCCUCCCAUGACCGCUACAUUCUGCGCCGAAAGCCCAGGCUCUCCCGGUCCGUAUUUUAACUUCUUCCCGCACGCCGAGUGGUACCUCGUUGGGUACCGGGAGGCAGUUUGGACCACCGGCAUCACGGAUUGCGUGCGAUUUUACACGGAUGACGACUCCUUCAGCGAGAAUUUAGUAAAAGAAAAGUGGUCGGAAAAUUCAGAUCAUGUGGAGAGGACCCUAAUUUCAGCAUCCUGGAAGUAGAAAGCACUGAAGAUCUGUGUCUCACCCCACAGACAGGUGCAACGUGUGGCCGGAGCAGCACCAAGAGAGGAAAGUGUGGGGAGGCGGCAGUGCUGCAGCGUGCCUCUCCGGCUGUGGAUGUGCUGGGUGGCAAACCCCAGGCUGCACAUAAUGUGUCUGGGGAGUCGCCUGGGCAUGUCCCGCAGCCGGCCGCCGCCGCCCCCCGCCCGGUCCCUCAAGUCCUGGCGCCCAGGCCCGAGAGCGGAGACUCUGUGUUUGUGGUCAUGGAGACCGCUCCUUCUACUGCCUUUCCCCAGACGCUCCCCAUCAGCGGCGACGCUAAUCCCCGCGUCUCACAGGGGGUCCGCUCAUCCCUCGCCGAGGACUUCAGGACCCGUAACAGUCCCCUCGCGUCACAUGCACAAAACGACGACGAGGCGCGCGUGUUGCAACACGACUUACAAAUUGCUGCUAAAGAGACACGCCUCUCAAAUAGCGAGACACAUCGAAUUCAGCCGCAAGCGGGCACGGGAGUUGUGCUGGUCGCGGCGGCGCACAAGUGCAACUCUGAAAACGGAACAGGCGUGGAAUUCCAAUCGUACACAGGCGGAACUAUUAUCCCGCAAGCGCAAGUUCAGAUCUGCUUCACGGCCUCGUCCUUCCCCGGCGCCGGAGAGCACGGCGCUACCGAUCAGACGGCGGCAGCGAGCGCUGCCCAGCACUCCGCCGCUUCGUGGAACUGCAGCGAGCAAGUUGACCUGCCGCCAGUCACGGGUCAGCUCAGGCAGGAUGUUAACGAUGCAGAUGAGCGCUCCUACAAAGCUAAAACAAACACAGGAGAACUCCCGACUGGACCUGGAUCAGGCUCUCCUGCUCCAGCCUUGUCCAACAGGACUACAACCAGACAAGAUGCUGAUAUCCCGGCAGGCGGUUUGAGUGCGACUUCCUCCAAGGACCUGGCGCUCUCGGACCUUGUAGUGUCUCAGCCCUCCCACCAGUUCCCACUGACGGAGACGCCCGUGUUCGCCGAGCUGGUGCAUUCUGCCCAGUCGCAGGAGAUCGUGGUGGUGAGCGAGGCCUCGUGGUCCAACGUGCACCUGAAGCAGAGUUACCUGCUCCAGCACGCCGACGGCAGCGUGUGCGAGGCGGCCAUCGUCACCGGCCACGCGCCCGCCGAGGCCAAGCUGUACCAAGACGGCGCUCAGGCCGACAUGGACCUGAGCGCCCAAAACGUGGAGGUAUACCAGUUUUGUGACCUGGUGGAGGAGGUCGCCGCCGAGGAAACGGUGUGUGUGAGCACCAGCGUGCAGAUACCCCACUCCCCGGGCUACGAGGUCAACCUCUUCAAUGCUCUGUUGGACUCCAACGAGGGCCUGGAGUCGCACCUGCAACCUUCUAUUCACACGAUGGACGACAGCGACACGCUCAUCAUUUCCCAGCAGGACUUGCCUUCGUCACAUGACGCGGUCGCUGCCAUGGGACAACAUCUGCUGUUAGACGCCAGCUCCAACCAGGUCUGCUUGGUGGAAGUGGACUCCUUUCCCCUCCAGCAGACCGACACUCCAACGGCAUGUUCGCAGGUGAGUGGCGAAGCAUCGCCGGCGGACACUGCGGAAGGCGAGGCGACGGAAAGUUGUAUCACACCACAGAGUCCUGCAGGUACCAAAGAAGAUCCACUUGAGGACCCAGCAAGGAUUAUUCAUCCAGACCCAGUCCUGGAGCACCCACAAUCCCCUCUGGCACAGGUGUCCGAGCAAAACGUGGACCCCGAAGAGUGCCUUGCCGACGGAUCUUCUCACUCAAAUGUAACAAAGCCCUCAGAAGCCUUAACCGGCACCAGAACUUCAAGUAGCGACGGGCCAUCUUCCUCCAGUGCCACGCAGCCCGACUCCCCCUUUGUGGAGGAGGAAGAAGAGGAGGAGGAGGAGGAGGAAGAAGAGGAGGAGGACGAUGAAGCAACGGUGGACGCGGAGGCCAUGGACGAUGCAUCAGGACAGGUCAGCAGCGCAGACGAAGGCAGCGAGGACGACGCAGACAGACCAGACGGGGAAAUGACGACUCCCCGCUCAUUACAUGAACAUGGACAGAGCAGGACGGACAGACAGGCGCUGUUCCGAAAGGUGAGCAAGUGGAUCGCAGACAGGAUCUCGCCCUCGACUUCCUCCUCCUCCCACCUGGAACCCUCGCCCGGCACUGAUUGGACGUCCUCCCGCCUAGACAAGUCGUCCCCUCUCCGGGGGCCUCACGGCAAGUUUGUGUCCCCAUCAUCUGCAGGGGGCUACAGCUCCUCCUCGUCGCCGCUGGAUCAGUCCACUCCUCAGCGACCUCGCGGAGAGCGGCGCGGCAACAUGGUGGAGUUGGCCAAACAUGAGGCCGACAUCGAGCACCGCACUCUGUCGCUGAAGCGUGAAGGUUGCUGGUCCACCAAGCGUUUGACUCGCCUGAUGGAGCCGCCGCGGCCCAAAGUGCAGUGGGACUAUCUGUGUGAGGAGAUGCAGUGGCUGUCUGCAGACUUUGCCCAGGAGAGGCGCUGGAAGAGAGGAGUGGCUCGAAAGGUGGUCCGAAUGGUGAUGCGACACCACGAAGAAUUGAGGCAGAAGGAGGAAAAAGCAAAGCGAGACGAGCACUCUAAAAUCAGGAGGGUGGCUUCUUCUAUUGCCAAGGAAGUGCGGGCUUUUUGGAGCAAUGUGGAGAAGGUGGUCCAGUACAAGCAGCAGUCUCGACUGGAAGAAAAGAGGAAGAAAGCUUUGGACCUUCAGCUGGACUUCAUUGUGGGACAGACCGAGAAGUACUCAGACCUCCUCACCAAAUCCCUCGCUCCCACCAGCCGCCCUGAAGCAGCCCCGUCGCUUUCCAAAACAUCCACGCCCGCUGCUGUCGAUGAAGAUGACCGGGACUUUGAGCCUCCGUGUGAGGAGGACGACGACGAAGAGACCAUGGAUGUGGAGGAGCAGCAGGACGGCAACGACGCCGAGAGCCACCGCAAGGAGAUCGAACUGCUGAAGGAGGAGAGCACGCUGCCCCUGGAUCAGCUGCUCAGCACACUACAGAAGUCUCAGGUAGUCCAAAACACUUUGAAGUCCCAAAGUCAAAUGUCGUAUAGAGAAGAUAUUGACCCUUGGAUUGUGCAGAACGCUGGUUUGGAUGAAGAAUGCUCGGAUGACUCCUCGUCAGCUGGGCAAGAAGAAGAGGAAGACAGAGAAUUCACUGCCAAUGAGGAGGAUGCUGAGGAUGAGGAGGACACCAUUGCUGCCCAGGAGAAGGUGGAGGGGGACGUGGACCAUGCAGAAGAACUGGAUGACUUGGCGAAGGAGGGAGAUCUGACCAUGGAGGAGCUGCUGGAGAAGUACAAAGCGGCGUACACCUCCGACUUCGAGGAGCCCUCCGCCUCUGGCUCCAAGGCAAGCUCGGAUUUGGAGGCGUCCGGCGAUGAAGAGUUGGAGAGCGAUGAAGCUGAGAGCGAUGUGGAAAGCCACACCUCCUCCUCGGACUCUGCAGGAGACAGUGAGGAGGAGGAGGACAGUGAGAAGGACAAAGUGGAGAUUGAGGAAGAGGACGGCGGGAUGGAGGUCUUGCUAAAGGAAGGAGACCACAGCCCGUCCUCGUCCAGCUCACGACCGAAGAAAGAGAUCAGUCACAUUGCAGCCACUGCAGAGAGCCUGCAGCCUAAAGGCUACACCUUGGCCACCACCAAGGUCAAGACCCCCAUCCCUUUCCUGCUUCAUGGCACGCUGCGUGAAUACCAGCACAUUGGACUGGACUGGCUGGUCACCAUGUUUGAGAAGAAGCUUAAUGGGAUCCUGGCUGACGAGAUGGGUUUGGGCAAGACCAUCCAGACCAUCGCGCUGUUGGCGCACCUCGCCUGUGAAAAAGGUAACUGGGGCCCUCAUCUCAUCAUCGUGCCCACCAGUGUGAUGUUAAACUGGGAGAUGGAGCUGAAGCGCUGGUGUCCUGGCUUCAAAAUCCUCACGUACUUUGGUAGUCAGAAGGAGAGGAAGCUGAAACGACAGGGUUGGACCAAGCCCAAUGCUUUCCACGUUUGCAUCACCUCCUACAAGCUGGUACUGCAGGAUCACCAGGCCUUCCGACGCAAGUCCUGGCGCUACCUGAUCCUCGAUGAAGCGCAAAACAUCAAGAACUUUAAGUCGCAACGCUGGCAGAGUCUGCUCAACUUCAACAGUCACCGACGUCUGCUGCUGACAGGAACUCCUCUGCAGAACAGCCUGAUGGAGCUGUGGUCCCUGAUGCACUUCCUGAUGCCCCACGUCUUCCAGUCCCACCGCGAGUUCAAGGAGUGGUUUUCCAACCCGCUGACGGGGAUGAUCGAGGGCAGCCAGGAGUACAACGAGGGCUUGGUCAAGAGGCUGCACAAGGUGCUCAGACCCUUCCUGCUCAGGAGGAUCAAGGUUGACGUGGAGAAGCAGAUGCCCAAGAAGUACGAGCAUGUGGUGCGAUGUCGCCUCUCCAAGAGGCAGCGCUUCCUCUAUGACGACUUUAUGGCACAGGCCUCGACCAGGGAGACCCUGGCCAGCGGUCACUUCAUGUCCGUCAUUAACAUCCUCAUGCAGCUCCGUAAAGUCUGCAACCACCCCAACCUGUUUGACCCUCGGCCCAUCCAGUCGCCCUUCAUCACCAAGCCCAUCGUUUUUCACACCGCCUCCCUGGUGCUGGACGCCGUGGAGGUGUCACCUCAGAAGCGCUGUGACCUUUCUAUCUUUGACCUCAUCGGUCUGGAGGGCCGCGUGACCCGGUACCAGGCGGACGCCUUUGCGCCCAAGCACAAAGUCAGUCGCCAGCUAAUCCAGGAAAUAGCGGAGUCUCCCGCUCCCCCGCCAAGACCCAGACAGAUCCGCAUGAAAGUCAACAGGUUCUUCCAUCCGCCUCCCAAAGGUGACAACCGCUCAGCCGCGCCGACAAACAAACCCACCUGCUCCGUGCCGCCCGCAGCUCAGGCACCCAAACCUCCAUCCCCUGAGCUCUCAGCUCCACCCAUGUCUUCACCGCCUGUUCCUGCACCUGCACCCGCAGUUCAACAAGUCGUGUGUUCGGUAGCGACCACUCCCACUCCCACACCUCGCUCCUCCCUUCCUCAAACGGCUGUGAGGUCCAGCGCUCCCAAGCCACUACUGACCGUGCGUCCUCCCCCCGCUCCUUGUGCCACCGGCAUACCUGCUCACCCCAGUCCAAACACCAGCAGCAUCAUGCCUCAGAGGGUUCUGCUCAGUCCAGACAUGCAAGCCAGGCUGCCCUCUGGUGAGGUGGUGAGCAUAGCACAGCUGGCCUCCCUGGCGGGAAGACCGGUGUCGUCGUGUCAGGGCAGCAAACCGGUCACCUUUCAACUGCAGGGCAACAAGUUGACCCUCUCAGGAGCGCCCAUCCAAGUCCAAGCACCGCCCCCUCGCCCCGUUCAGGGCAGUGUGAUGCACCUGGUGUCCAGCGGGGGUCAGCACCACCUCAUCAGCCAGCCCGCCCAGGUGAGCAUCCAGAGCCCCGCCGGCGCCAAGCCCGCGCCUGCAACCACCCCUGCACAGCGCCCGCCCCUCAGCGCUUCUCAAGUGCCCUCCUCGACCGUGGUGAGCAGCCCCGGCGUGGUGAAGAUCGUCGUUCGUCAGGCACCAGGCAAGGAGGGGGGUCCCGUGCCCACCCUGGCCGUGGCCCCGUCGCCUCGUGUGACUUCCCUGCACCCCCACCCAAAAACCGCCCCUAUUCGGAUCGCGGCGACGCAGCAAGUCGCCCAGCGCACCCCCGGUCCUGCCACCGCCACCUACACUCUAGCUCCUCCCAGAACCUCCAACACCACCCCAAACCAGUCCCAUCCCCCGCCCCCCAUUGUGAAAAUAGUCCAGCCUCCUCCGCCUUGCACAGAGAAGCCAGCUUCCUCCUCGGCUUCAGCAGAGGCUUCGUCAUCGCCAGUGACCAGCACCAAGUCCAGCGCAGUCGACACCACCACGCCGGCCCCCAGCAGCAGUCAGAGUCCAGUCGGUGCCAAGGAGAAAGUCAAAGUUCAGCCUCUCCCCAGAAAAGCACCUCGUCCACCUGCCCGCUCCCCUUUCUACAUUCCGUCGCUGGCUCACAGCCUCAAGCGGCAGCGUGAAGACAAACUGGACUCCAUCUUCAGAAUCAACCAGCGCCGCUGUGCUGCUCAGCCCGCGUACGGCAAGGAGGUUCUGGACUUCCUGACGUUUCUGCCCGGCCCCCGGCCCUCGCCAGCCACCCUACGCCCCGCCGAGGCCGAAUGGGGUCGCUCGGGCCACAGCAGCUGCUCGCUGUCACAGGAGCGACACAAGGUGGACUUCUGGUGUCACAGCCACUUCGUAAGAGACGCCAUCCACAGCAUUGAGGAGAGGCUGGAGCUGCUCACGGACAUCGUGGACCGGUUUACAUUUGUGAUCCCGCCAGUGGAAGCUGCUCGCAUUACCAUGCACUGCUGCCACCCUCCUCCCUCUCUGAGCCACAAGGAGGCGGUGUUCUCCUCAGCGCUCUCGGAACACGUCACUCCGCUGACUCGCAGCCUGCAUCGCGUCCAGUGCUACAUGCGCACCCAGUUCCCCGACCUACGCCUCAUCCAGUAUGAUUGUGGGAAGUUGCAGACGCUCCACUUGUUGUUGCGCAAUCUGAAGACGGGCGGCCACAGAGUGCUGAUCUUCACCCAGAUGACUCGCAUGCUGGACAUCUUGGAGCAGUUCCUCAACUACCACGGACACAUCUACCUGCGGCUCGACGGCAGCACCCGAGUGGAGCAAAGACAGGCCCUCAUGGAGCGCUUCAACGCCGACCGACGGAUCUUUUGCUUCAUUCUGUCCACUCGCAGCGGAGGUGUGGGCGUCAACCUGACGGGUGCGGACACGGUCGUGUUCUAUGACAGUGACUGGAACCCGACCAUGGACGCUCAGGCCCAGGACCGGUGCCACCGCAUCGGCCAGACUCGAGACGUGCACAUCUACAGGCUCAUCAGUGAGCGCACCGUGGAGGAGAACAUCCUGAAGAAAGCCAACCAGAAGAGGAUGCUGGGAGAUAUGGCCAUUGAGGGAGGGAACUUUACCACUGCCUUCUUCAAACAGCACACAAUCCGUGAGCUGUUUGAUGUCAACGACGGCGAGAAGAAGGAGGUAGCAGUGGAAGCGUCCGUGCCUCACGCGGAGGAUGAGGAAGCUGCCAACAAACCGAGCACCACCAUCCUGGAGCAGGCGCUCUGUCGUGCUGAGGACGAGGAGGACAUAGUCGCUGCCUCUCAAGCCAAAGCCGAGCAGGUGGCAGAGCUGGCGGAGUUCAACGAGAACAUUCCACUGGAUGACGGAGGGGAACAAGAAGAAGUGGAGGAGCUCUCGAAAGCGGAGCAGGAAAUAGCUGCUCUGGUGGAGCAGCUCACUCCCAUUGAGCGCUACGCCAUGAACUUCCUGGAAGCCUCCUUGGAAGAUGUUUGCAAGGAGGAGUUGAAACAAGCAGAGGAGCAAGUAGAGGCUGCCAGAAAGGGUCUGGACCAGGCCAAGGAAGGCCGACUACACGCGUCCUUCGGUGAAGAUGGGGACUUUCUGUCCGCCGCAGCCUCCACGGAGCCUACUCAGCCUACUCCCGCCCGGCGAGGCCGCAAGCCCAAAGACAAAAGCAAGACCGUCGCCUCCACAAGAACCAGCGGUCGUCUGCGUGGGGCCUCGCCUGAAACCGAGCCCACAUUGCACACAGAAGUGCCAGAAAGAGUCCGCGGUGGUCUUAGAGGACGCGGUGCCCUUAAAGACUCUAGUUCCCCGUCUCACGCCAACCCUUCAAAGACCACAACAGUCAGGCUCCAGGAGUCGUCUAAAUCUUUGAAAGCCGCGUCUCCCGCCGGAGAUCAGCAGCCCGGCAAAAACAAGCCUCAAGCCAGUCCUGUGCCUUCCUCGCCGUCUACGUCCUCCUCUGACGGCAAGCAGCAGAGUGUGUCCGAGACCCCCAGAAGAAACAAAGAGGAGCCCCUGGAGGAAAGCAGGCCUUCUGAGUCAUCGCUGGAGUCCAUCAGCCAAGUGGAGCACGAAGCAAGAGAUGACUGCAAAGACCAAAGCGCCAUGUCUCCGCCGUCCACGAGCUGUCGCUCACCUCGCAAGCGGCAGACAGCCGACAGCGAAGUCUUGCGGGGCAUGGUCGAUGACUCGCCAUCGGCCAAAGUCCUGCGGAAGCUUCCGGGUCGACUGAUCACCGUGGUGGAAGAGAAAGAGCCGAAGAAGAGGAAAUGGCGAGGAAGCAGUACUGGAGGUUCUUCAGAAGAAGCCUCACUGGAGGAGAACACCAGUGGACCUGUGGAGGAACCAAAUAAAGACAGUCCAUUGUCAGUAGCUGACAGUACUUCUAAAGACAUUCUGACCAAAUCCCCUCAGAACCAAAUCUCCACCCAAAGUCCACUUGUAUAUCAUCAACCUGUCAGAGCCUAUCCUCCAUAUUCCCCUCCCCAUCUGUCUCCUGACAUGCCCGUACUGAGGAACCUUCCCGUACGCCGCAGGUUGGAAACUGAAUCUCGCAUGGCGGCUCAGCUGGGAGAGCUGCUGCAUGCGGGCCGGGGGAGAGGUGCCAACCAGCACAAGAAAGUGGACUCUUCUCCAGGCAAAGAAACUGCUUCUCCUGAUGCCAUCAAUUCUCAUAUAGCACCGUUGAAAAGGAAGAGGGGACGGCCCCCUAAAUGUCCCCCAAAGUUGCCCGACUUCAACAACACAACGUCUCCUCCACCUUCACAACCCGUCUCACCGAGUGAGGAUGGGGACGCCCCCCUUUCCCCAAAACGCAAGCGUGGUCGCCCGCGCAAGGAUUCCGUAAAUACUCCAGACAUUGUUUGUGACGGACCGACAACUAAAAACGUCACGCCCUCUGCAGAUCCAUCCAAUGUUUCCAAACUGGACGCUAGUGAAGAAUCAACGGUCCCAUCGGACCAGAAGUCAGAGGACGCUGAUCAAGACUUCCUGUCUACCAAAGCUGAAGAACUAGACUCCAAGACCGAACAGUCUGCAUUGCCAACCAGUCAAACUUCAGUCUCUGAAGUCUCCAUAGAAUUCAUAGACCCACACACCACACCAAACCGGGUUAUUCCUGUCCCUGAAGGCAACAGUCCUACAAGUUCUUCACCACCUCCAGUAUCUGAUCUUUCUGGACCUCCUGAAGCUCUAUCAGACUCUGCCAAAAACACUUGUGGCGCCACUGCAGCUGCUGCCACUCUUCCACCGACAUCAUCUUCUUGCACGACGGUAGAAACGCCACCAACAUCUUCUACAAAGCCUGUAGAAGCGGCACCAACGUAUUCUAGCACGCUGGUAGAAGCGGCACCAACAUCUUCUACAAAGCCUGUAGAAGCGGCUCCAACGUAUUCUAGCAUGCUGGUAGAAGCGGCACCAACAUCUUUUACAAAGCCUGUAGAAGCGGCACCAACGUAUUCUAGCACGCUGGUAGAAGCGGCACCAACAUCUUCUACCACGCCUGUAGAAGCGACACCAACGUAUUCUAGCACGCUGGUAGAAGCGGCACCAAUAUCUUCUACAAAGCCUGUAGAAGCGGCACCAACGUAUUCUAGCACGCUGGUAGAAGCGGCACCAACAUCUUCUACAAAGCCUGUAGAUGCGGCACCAACCUAUUCUAGCACGCUGGUAGAGGCGGCACCAACGUCUUCUGCAACGCCUGUAGAAGCUACACAAACGUCUUCUGCAACACCUGUAGACGCUACACCAACGUCUUCUUCUACAACGCUGGUAAUAGCUACACCAACGUCUUCUACAACGCUGGUAAUAGCUACACCAACAUCUUCUACAAGGCUGGUAAAAGCUACACCAACAUCUGUUACAACGCCGGCAGACGCUACACCGUCUUCUACAACGCCGGCAGAGGCUACACCAACGUCUUCUACAACGCUGGUAAUAGCUACACCAACAUCUUCUACAAGGCUGGUAAAAGCUACACAAACAUCUGUUACAACGCCGGCAGAAGCUACACCGUCUUCUACAACGCCGGCAGAGGCUACACCAACGUCUUCUACAACGUCGGCAAAGGCUACACCGUCUUCUACAACGCCUGCAGAGGCUACACCGUCUUCUACAACGCCGGCAGAAGCUACACCGACAUCUUCUAAAACGCCGGUAGAAGCUACACCACCGUCUUCUACUGCGCCAAUAGAAGCGGCACCAACGUUUUCUAGAACACUGGUAGAAGCGGCACGGUCCUUUACAACUCUGGUAGAAGCGGCACCAACAUCUUCUAGAACGCUGGUAGAAGCAUCACCAACAUCUUCUAGAACGCUGGUAGAAGCAGCACCAACAUCUUCUAGAACGCUGGUAGAAGCGACACCGUCUUCUAGCAUGCUGGUAGAAGCAGCACCAACAUCUUCUGGAACACUGGUAGAAGCGACACCGUCUUCUAGCAUGCUGGUAGAAGCGACACCGUCUUCUAGCAUGCUGGUAGAAGCGACACCAACAUCUUCUGGAACGCUGGUAGAAGCAGCACCAACAUCUUCUACAACACUGACCUCAAAACCUGACGCCUCCAACCCAUCAUGUCAGGUGGAGGCUAAGGAGUCUCUCCAAUCCUCUGCUCCACCAGUCACCUCCACCCACCAUUUAGCGACCUUCUCAAGCCAAGUGGAGGACUCUUGUGAACCGGCAGAAGCAGACCUCACCUGUCUACCAAACACCGAGACGAUGUGGAACCCAAGCCAACUACCCACCUCACCAACUGUCAUGGCCUCUGCUGUAGAUGCUCAUCCAUCAUAUCCACUUUCUAACGCACCUUCGCCAACAACUGCCCCACCUUCUCCAACCUCCCCUCACCCCUCAGCAGACACGCCCCCAAACGACGCCCUAACGACAUCGCGUGUCCCGUGUGACGAUACGUCUGCCGCAUCAUGGGACACAAUGAAGACCAUGACAAGCACCCACGUACCAACAACAUCUAGCAGCGCUGCUCCUCAAACCUCCCCUGUCAUCUCACAAGCACCAACUCCGACCCCUCCUCCAAGUACCGAACCCAAUCCAGCCUUGUCCGAGAAAGACCUGGACCUGACGAAACCGACAAAGUUUGAAGACACACAGCAGGACAUGUUGGCAUCACGGAGCAAAAGAAGGAAGGGGCUGCGUUCUCCUAUGGCCAAAGACGUGGAGAAAGACGGCGUAGUCUUUGAGGACGCCAAGAGCGUCUCUCCCCCUGAGGAGCCAUCAAAGGAGGCGCACAAGAUGCCCGCUCAGAAAAGGUCUCUCUGUCGUCAGAGUAGCCAGGAGUCCGCUGGCUCGUCGUCGCCGUCCUCUGGCUGCUCCACAUCCACCUUGACUCGUCACGCUCACCACAAGAGGACGUACGAGAACAGACACCCCGGCAAGAAGCGACGAGUAGACGUCACCGCAGAGGCAGAAAUGGAAGGACCCGAGAGGGACCCCGCCACUGCGUCCCCUCAGAGACGACGCUCAAGGUCUCCUUCGUCCUCCAGCGGCUCGGAAGACGAGGACGACAAGAAGGAGCCCCGCCUGACUCGCUCUGCCAAGUCCCGGCUGCAGGAGCAGAGCGGCAAGCGAGAUGGAAGGACGUUGGCGCGCGCCUCUGACAGCAACGCCAACACGUCCACCGGGGGCGAUUCUGGCAGCGACUCGUCUUCAGUCCGGGUCACCAGGAGGUCAGUGGGGUCUUCUCAGGUCAAGAAGGUCCCGUCCACUGCGGCCUCACGUCCUCCUGAGCCGGAGGUGCUGGGCAAGAGGUGCUCGGCCCUCAACGCCGCCGCCAAGCUCCUCGCUAUGAAAGGACGGGUGGACACCCCUGGCCACACGCCCCGCAAGGGUCCUGCUGCGUCCCCUGACCAGAAGAACUUAAAGUCCAAAAGUAAAAGUGUCCUCGUCCCGCAGAACAACUCCGGGAAUGUGGACAAUAGUAAAAGCUGCAGCAAACCUUCAACGCCCAAUCAGGCCAGUCGUCCCACGCCGCGCUCCACCCGACAGUGCCCGGGGUCCCUGGUGCCCCCCCUGGAGGAGUACAAGAGGCCUAAACCUGAGGACAAAGAGGGCGGCUGUCGGAAGGCGGCGAAGGGGAAGGAUGGCGAGGCGUCGCGGGGUCAAAGUGCCUGCAGCAGCAUGAGCAGCGACGGCGAGGCGGACGUCGGACAAAGCAGCCGAAGUCGCAGCAGCAGCGGCAGCAGCCGGCGGGCGCACAGCGCCGGCUCCCAGAACGCCGAGCGCAAGACGCUGCGCUCCCGAGCCUCCUCGGGCAGCGACCCCGAUCGCAGCGCCGAGCGGAGCACGAGGGACCGGAAGGAGAAGCGGGCCGACGGGCGAGGAAGUCACAGUGAGCGCCGAUCUCUGAAGCUCACCCAGGACGCCGCGGCUGGCUCAGGGUCCGAGGGCACGCCAGACAGGGUGCUCAGGAGCGUGGCGGCGCUGGCGGCGGUGCAAGCGCGGUCGCCGGCGGCGAGCACGCGCUCCUCGGCCAACCAACAACGCCACAACAAGACAUGAGCGCCAGCACGUGGCGAGGUGUCAACGUCUCGACCUCGUCUGCACUCGACAUCCGGUCCAGGACACCAGCGCUGCACAAGCCAGGGACGUCCCGGCGCCUUGGGCCCCUCCCCCUUUACAAAGGAGGUGGGCCGGGGGGCGGCUCAGGAGUGCUGGACUGACUAGUGGGCGGAGCUUGGCCACGUGAGGGCAGGCUGCUCACGCUUGUGAUGGAGCUGCUUGGCUUUCUUCUACCAAUUAUGAAAUAUGUUUGCACACCUUCCUCCUCAUCAUCAUCAUCUUCAGGUCAAAGGUGCCGAUGAUGUCAUCAUCUCAUCCGAGGCGGUCACUGUUGUGUAUUUAUCGUGCGAGUGCCUCUCGGGUUCUGACCCGGCUUGCCUUGACAAGUUCUUCACUCUGGUCAAGAGGAGCCAAAUCAAGGAAGUGACUUUGUGCUACCAAAUAGUUUCUUUUGUUGUUGACAAGAACUCGGGAAGACUUCAGGAGACUGUGGGCUCACUUGGGGGUGGAGGUUCUGGUGAAGGUCUUUUUUUGUUUUCUUUUGGUUGGUCUUUUUAUUUGUUGCAUUCCUUCAAGCCCUGUAAUUCCACCUUGUUUUACUUGAACACGUCAGACAAGUACUCUUGAAUAAAAAGACCAAAAUGGA